GGAGGAGCCAGGGCAGCCCCGGAGGAGUGGGGACCCAAUCCUGCAGGAUAAGAGGCAGAGUCCCAGGACAGUCCCUUGAUUGCCUGGCGGGCCCAAAGCUCGGAGAGCAGCCUCAUGGAGGAGAAACAGAUCCUGUGCGUGGGGCUAGUGGUGCUGGACAUCAUCAAUGUAGUGGACAAGUACCCGGAGGAGGACACGGACAGCAGGUGCCUGUCACAGAGAUGGCAGCGUGGAGGCAAUGCGUCCAACUCCUGCACCGUUCUCUCCCUGCUCGGAGCUCCCUGUGCCUUCAUGGGCUCUCUGGCUGCUGGCCACAUUGCCGAUUUUGUCCUGGAUGACCUACGCCGCUAUUCUGUGGACCUACGCUAUGCAGUUUUUCAGACCCAGGGCUCUGUGCCCACCUCCACCGUCAUCGUCAGCGAGGCCAAUGGUAGCCGCACCAUCCUGCACGCCUACAGCUUCCUAGUGGCCGACUUCAGGCGGCGCAGCGUGGAUGUGUCUCAUGUGGCCUGGCAGGCCCGGGGAGAGACCCCCUGCUCUUGCUGCAUCGUCAACAAUGCCAAUGGCUCGCGUACCAUUGUGCUCUACGACACGAACCUGCCUGAUGUGUCAGCUAAGGACUUCGAGAAAGUUGAUCUGACCCGGUUCAAGUGGAUCCACAUUGAGGGCCGGAACGCCUCCGAACAGGUGAAGAUGCUGCAGCGGAUAGACCAGCACAACGCUAGGCAGCCCCCGGAGCACAGGAUCCGGGUGUCCGUGGAGAUCGAGAAGCCCCGGGAGGAGCUGUUUCAGCUGUUUAGCUACGGCGACGUGGUGUUUGUCAGCAAAGACGUGGCCAAGCACCUGGGGUUCCAUUCAGCACAGGAAGCCCUCAGGGGGCUAUACGGGCGUGUGCGGAAAGGGGCUACGUUGAUAUGCGCCUGGGCUGAGCAGGGCGCCGAUGCACUGGGCCCGGACGGUCAGCUGCUCCACUCUGAUGCCUUCUCACCACCACGGGUGGUGGAUACUCUGGGUGCCGGAGACACCUUCAACGCCUCGGUCAUCUUCAGCCUCUCCCAGGGAAAGAGCACGCUGGAGGCGCUGAAGUUUGGCUGCCAGGUGGCAGGCAAGAAGUGUGGCAUGCACGGCUUUGACGGCAUUGUGUGAUGGUCCUGUGUGGCAGGCAGCCCCGCAGGCUGGCAUCACCGGCUGCUCUUGCCUACUCUGUUCCGUCCAGCUGGGCAUCCGGACUGACCUGUGCCCUGCAGGCCAUGGGGAGGGUUCGGCCUGUGUCCCCUUGCCACCCCACCUUACAGA
Molecule: messenger RNA, 1296 nt
Organism: Ochotona princeps (American pika)
Lineage: Eukaryota; Metazoa; Chordata; Mammalia; Lagomorpha; Ochotonidae
Gene: KHK
Product: ketohexokinase
Exons: 9
Coding region: 115-1146 (343 amino acids)
Biological process (GO): fructose metabolic process
Molecular function (GO): ketohexokinase activity
Source: RefSeq, a predicted model, not a curated record